This is a messenger RNA of Amborella trichopoda, 2203 nucleotides long. Lineage: Eukaryota; Viridiplantae; Streptophyta; Magnoliopsida; Amborellales; Amborellaceae. The record is from RefSeq and is a predicted model, not a curated record.
AUGAGUUCUUCAACUUUGGAUGAAGAGAUUAAAAAUACUGCCUUUAGACCAACAACCAGAAGCCAUUUCUUGACUUUGACUAACGAGCCAUUGUUGCUGGCCACCCCCUCCUCCACCGCUGCCCCCCACCCUUUUCCCCUCUCUCUCUCCUUCUUCUUUACACUAGAAUCUUCCAGUCUGAGCCACAUUAUAAAACUCCAAAUUAUCCAUUUUGAUUCCUCUACAGCUCCCUCCCUCUACUCAUUUUGUUCUCAUUCUGCAAAAUCUAAGUUUAAAGUUGGAGAGAUCAUCGAGCAUAUACAACACAAGCAAGGUGAUGUAGGCGACCUCAAGCUCCACAUAGCAGAGAUAGGAAAUGGGCCGGCAGUGUUAUUCCUGCAUGGUUUUUGUGAGAUAUGGUAUUCAUGGCGCCACCAAAUGGUGGCAUUGACAGCUGUUGGCUUCCAUGCAAUUGCCCCCGAUUGGAGAGGCUAUGGCCUCUCUGAUUAGCCACCCGAGCCCGAGAAAGCCACCUACAUGGACCUCAUAAGAGAAUUCAUCACCAUUCUUGACUACUUCAGCAUCCCAAAGGAGCCAGGGCGUGCUGAAGCCAAUUUUGGGCACUUGGAUGUUAAGUCAGUCAUAAGGAACAUAUAUAUACAUUUCUCACGCAGCAAACUUCCAGUUGCCAGUGAAAAUGAAGAGAUAAUGGACUUGGUCCGUCCAUCAACUCCCCUACCAACCUGGUUCACCGAGGAAGACCUCUCUGCCUAUGCUUCUCUUUACAAGAAGUCAGGGUUCCGUUUUGCCCUAUACACCUUUCUGAUAACUGAGAAUGUCAAUUUCCAAACUUCAUUGAACAUCUCUUUUCAAAUAUUAUUGUAUCACAUGCUGUGUCAUGGUGAAAGGUCAUGGGAGGAUGGGGCCGACCAUCCAAUGGCAACAGAUUUGAAGGCAAGAGUCCUGGCCCUGCUGACCACCUCUAAAUCAUUGACUCUGGCCAAUGGUGUGGGGGGCAAUGGAAGCAUAAUAAAGAUUGAACAGAGUGACAUCUUUGUUGAGAAGGGUUGGGAACACAUGAAUUGUAAUCUAUCAAAUGCAAAUACAGACAUGGUUAAUGGUGACUUGAGUACUAUAUGCCUGAUCGUGUGCUGCGAUAAUUUGAGAAGAUGCAAGAGAUUCCUGUUGGAGUGGGAUAGGAGGGAGAAUGCUGAACACUCCUAUAGAGACAAGUGUCGAGGAGAUGGCGGAAGCGAGAGCGAGGAGAGAGAUGGUGGAGAUGCUGAAAGCGAAAGCGAGAAAGGAGAUAGUGGAGAUGAGGAAAGCGAGACUGAGGAGGGAGAUGGUGGAGAUGAGGAAAGAGAAAGCGAGACCGAUGAUGAAAAUGAGAAGAGAAUAAAGACAAGGGCAGUCCGGCAAUCACAGAGGGCGAUCAGGCACUUCAAGAACCCAGUUCGGCACUUCCAGAUCGCAGUCUUCACCAUGGCGGUCCAGCACUUCACCAGGCAAAAAGUUACUGAAUUUAAGGUGCAGUACGGUACUUCCAAGAGGCAGUCCGACACAUAUGUCACUGGAAUUGGAACGGAGCCGGGGCGUGCUGAAGCUGAUUUUGGGCGUUUGGAUGUUGAGACAGUCAUAAGGAACAUAUAUAUACUCUUCUCAGGCAGCGAACUUCCAGUUGCCAGUGAAAAUGAAGAGAUAAUGGACUUGGUCCAACCAUCAACUCCCCUGCCUAACUGGUUCACUGAGGAAGAUCUCUCUGCAUAUGCUUCUCUCUACAAGAAGUCAGGGUUCCGUUUUGCUUUACAGGUGCCCUAUCGCCUCUUUGAAAGGUCAUGGAAAGACGAGGCUGACCAUCCAAUGCCAACAGAUUUGAAGGUAAGAGUCCCGGCCAUGCUGGUAAUGGGCAAUAAAGACUAUGUCCUGAAACUCCCAGGAAUGGAGGAUUACAUAAACAGCGCUUUAUUGAAGGAGAAUGUCCCUGAUCUGGAGAUCGUGUUCAUGUCUGAAGGAACCCAUUUUGUUCAGGAGCAACUCCCAGAACAGAUCAAUGAACUCAUCAUCAGCUUCAUCAAGAAGCAUAUUUGAUCGAAUAAGUGAUAUGGGUCCUUAUGUAAGAGAUGGCAUUGUGCCUAAUGAAUAACUCUGUACGCUCCUAGAGAGCAACAAGUAAUGUUCCAGAAACUGUUUACGGUUAAUGAAGAAAGGAAAGAUCCUUUCAAUG